Molecule: messenger RNA, 7335 nt
Organism: Oncorhynchus nerka (sockeye salmon)
Lineage: Eukaryota; Metazoa; Chordata; Actinopteri; Salmoniformes; Salmonidae
Product: mucin-2-like
Exons: 25
Coding region: 3197-5221 (674 amino acids)
Source: RefSeq, a predicted model, not a curated record
ACUACAGGUGGAUUCAGGAGAUGCUGGAAUCGAUUCUCAGAUCACUUCUGUACUGUCCAUGUUCAAGCCCUCAGGUCCCGUUGAUGUGGAUUCACAGGCAUUUGCAAAUGAACAUUCUGAUACGUACCACGUAUACAGCUCAAUCCCCCGACAGACCAGCAUCCUCAGCCCAGCCGGAUGGGUUGUACAGUCUUCUGCAGACACACUGAAACUUCACCUCUGGCUUUCUGUAUCUGUCUCACACAUCUCACACAAAUACAUUCUUUCUCACACGACAUCCUUGGUUUAUCACACAUCCAGUUACUGUAAAUAAGUUGAUUAACUGGUUUCUGUUACAUGUCUAUCCAUAAUAUCAGUUACUUUUUAAAUAUUUUUUAUUUGGAGGGGUCCGGUGCAUAUUCCCCUUUGAGCAUUUGACUUAUUUCUUCCCCCUAGUAAAUGUUAAAUCUACUGUAAUUAUGUACAUUAUGUUGACUGUGAGAUACCUCCUUCCAUAGCGGUUGGAUAGAAUUAAUUUCCUAUUGGGCAAAACAUAAUCUAAAGCACAACCAAAACAAACUGCAAAUGCAUCCAACAAGUUUGUUGAGUCACAAGCUUGAUGUAUUUAUUGGGUGCAAAGAAUAUAGGACCAAAAUAGAAAAAUGUUUGACUACCUUAAUACACCAUAAAUGAGUUUGUCCAAAUAUUUAACACCCCAUUUGCAACCUUCCGGUUACUAGUCCAACACUCUAACCACUAGGCUACCCUGCCAAAUGUGGGGUCUAUAUAGAUAAAGUGCUUUUAUAUCUAAAUGAUAAAACAUACAAUGCCUUCAGAAGGUCUUCACACCCCUUGACGUUUUCCACAUUUUGUUGUGUUACAGCCUGAAUCUAAAAUGUAUGAAAUUGAGAUUUUUUUGUCACUGACCUACACACAAUACCCCAUAUCGGGGUGGCAGGUAAUCCAAUGGUUAGAGCGUUGGACUAGUAAUCGAAAGGUUGCAAGAUGGAAUUCCCGAGCUGACAAGGUAAAAAUCGGUUGUUCUGCCCCUGAACAAGGCAGUUAACCCACUGUUCCUAGACAGUCGUUGAAAAUAAGAAUUUGUUCUUAACUGACUUGCCUAGUUAAAUAAAGUUAAAAUUAAAAUAAAUGUAAAAGUGGAAUUACGAAAAAAACAAAAAACAAGUGUGAAUGAGUAUUCAACACCUUUGUUAUGGAAAUCCAAAAUAAGUUCAGAAGUAAAAUUCUGCUUAACAAGGUGCAUAAUAUGUUGCAUGGACUCACUCUGUGUGCAAUAAUAGUGUUUAACAUGAUUUUUUAAUAACCUCAUCUCUGUACCCCACACAUACAAUUAUCUGUAAAGUCAUAUGCAGGUAACUGCCAAAAAUUUAAAAAACGCCAACAAAGUGUGUUAAAAAGGGUGUUUGGCCUCCACCAGCUGCAAGAACAGCUUCAAUGCGCAUAAAUUCUAGAAAUCGAUCUAAACCAUAACAGGAAAACGCACCCCACACACACUAUAAACUUUGUCCCAAAUGUAUUCAAAUGUUUCCUUUAUUUUGGUAGUUACAUGUUGCCUACAGUCUGGAAGGCUGCAAUUUGGGCAGCAUGCAUGCCAAAUGUACAGCUUGUUGUGUUGUGGCCAUAGACAUAUUACAUCGAUUUUGGGAUCCUCUUAUCCUGGCAAUUUGAGUGGAAACUCAUGGGUACACUAGCAAUGGCUGCCAGUCCUGAUUUGAACUGGAACUGCCUUCCAUGGAUGAUAUGUAGUUGGUUGCUGAAAAUAGAAGACUGUCUCUAGAACCAAUAUACUUCUCAACUCCCAAAAUGUAGUGACCAGCAGCACUGUUUUUCAAAGUAGCUGAUCUUGAGAUAGGCUAUUGCCAAGAGGAGCGCAUUGGCCAUCACCGUGAGUAGUAGCAUAUGGUGGCUUCAUCAUUACGUGAGUCAGAGUGCCACUGGAAAUUGUAUUUAAUUGCCCAAUGUAGUAAUAUAUAAAUAAAAAACACUAUUCAAACAGGAAUGCUGCUUUAACAUACUCAAUUACAAUUUUUGGGAAGGAAAACCAUUUCACUCAUGUUGUAAAUUAUAGGUCAUAUUUCAUAGAAAUCUGGAAACACUGGGCAUGUACUUUAAUAAGAUUUAGACAUGCAUGGGUCACUUACCCGAAACCUCCCCUGUGCGCCGUUUGCAAUCGAGUUGAUGCCCUCACCAAUACCCCGCCCUCGAUUCCUAUUUUCACGGUCUUGCGUGUCAUGUACUUCAACCUCAUCAGGUCCACAGAUGGAUAUUUCUCUGUUUUGUAGCCGCGAAUGGCCGGCGAUGAGACGAUUCGAGUUCAACUCCUUCAGCGCUUCUUUAACCAACACCAUCGUGGGUGGAUGAAGAGGAGUUUUUCGUGCCACAGCAGGCGCUUUACUGGAUUCUAACAAUGAAAUUGACAAAUGUAUCAACCGUAAUCUGACCAAAGCUGCUGCUUUUUUAGGUGGUAUGAUCAAACGGUUAAUAUCAAAGUUAGGCUAUAUAAAAACGUUCAUUUAAAAACAGCAAUUGCAUUCUCAGCCUACACACGUUCAAUGUUAUGCACUUCAAGCAAAGCACGCGGUUUAUCUGAACUGGCGCUGAAAUGUAGGUACCAGUCAGAGCAUUAAAGGUAAACUGAUCAGUCCGAGUAGUGUGAACUCGCUUUUUUUUCUCUCCUCCGUUCCUUCCUUUCAUCCUUUCCUUUCCUUUACUGCGUUUAUCAGUUUACCGUCACUGCUCUGGCAUAUUAUUAAACGUGACUCACCAAACAAAUGAAAUAUGAAAACCCUUGCAGGGUUUUUGUAGUUAAACAUUGUGCAGCUGUUAAAAACUUUAAACAAAAAGUCGAAGAUAAAUAUUUUUCUCCGAAAGACAAGUUAGUUUGUUGGUUUUGAAAUGGAAUUGCCUGCAAUAGUGAUACAAAAUACAAUUGGUUGAAGACAGGUAGCUUUAGAACCUAAAAAUAAUUACCGAUAAAUUAUUCUGAGUGUUCAGCCUCCUUGUCCUCUGCAACAUGACAUUAGCCCACAGUUGCCAUAUGAGACGUCUGUGGUUUUCCUGUGUAUGAGACGUCUGUGGUUUUCCUCUGAACAAGCUCCACAUCUGCUUUUCUAUUGAAACAUUUCAUCUUUGUCCCAGUCACUGACACCAUCUUCUGUGAAGUCAGACUAACAGUAUGUAUGUAGCUGUCUAAAAAAUGACAUUAUUCAUCCCUUAUAUGGCUGGUCGUCUGUUUUUACUCAUCCUCCUUUUCGAUACCUUCCAGUACCUCAAAGCCAAAGAUCCUCCUCAGCCCAGUCUAACAGUGAUUCCUGCAGUCAUCAAAGAGAGAGACUCAGUUCAGCUGAACUGUCAGACUCCUCCAUCUGUCUCUGAGUGUUACUUCAAAAUGACUGGGCAAGUGGAACUCACCCUUCCAUCACCCUGUCAACAGACACUCACAGGAACACUACUGGUGAGGUGGACAGGUCAGAGUUCACCAGCUGAGGUCAAAAUACAAUGUCAGUACAAUGCUAAAGGUUCACAGUUUAGAUCCAUAUACAGUGAACCUUCAACAGUCACAAUUCAGGACCUUCCCCAGCUGACAGUGAGUUCUACAGUCAUCAGAGAGACAGAAUCAGUUCAGCUGAGUUGUGAGACUCCUCCAUCUCUCCAUGUGUCUCACUGUUACUUCUACAUAGAGGGGAGGAAGAAUCUUCCAGACUCAUCCUGUACUCAGACACUCACAGGAACAGAGCUGCUCAAGAGGGCAGAUCAAACGUUUCCAGAUGUGGUCAAAGUGACGUGUUACUAUCCUGUAGGGAGGUCUCACACAUCUCCUUUAAGUAACCCUGUCUCAGUCACUGUUCAGGAUCCACCUCCUCCCAGGCUGACGGUCAGUUAUACAGUCAUCAGAGAGAGAGACUCAGUUCAGCUGAGCUGUCAGACUCCUCCAUCUGUCUCUGUGUCUCAGUGUUACUUCUACACAGAGGGGAGAGAUCCUAAACCCUCACCCUGUACGCAAUCACUCACCGGGACUGAGCUGCUCUCGUGGGCAGGUCAAAGUUCAUCAGCUGAGAUCAAACUGAGAUGUUUUUACACUGUAGAAUCUCACUAUCCAUCGAUGCACAGUAGUUCAGUCUCUGUUACUAUUCUUGAUCCAAAACCAGACAUUACAGUCAAUAUUGAUGAGGACUUCAACAUCAUCUGUUUGAUUCCUGGAUCUGUCAGUCCUGACACCACCUGUAACCUGUAUGUUGGAGAGGAGAGUCAGCCAUCCUUCACAGCAAAGAUCAUGAAGAGAAAAGCCACCUCAGCAUCCAGACAGCAGUUCUGUCAAUUCACUCCAAAACAUAGUGAUCUGAUCAGUCGCCUACAGUCAGUGAGGCGUAAGGAGGUGACCUGUGACUACAGAUUGAGCUCAGGACCAAACUCUCUCUCUCCACGCAGUGAUGGGCACAGCUUUGCACAUCUGGUGGGAGUUCACAUCAGCGAUCCAACAACUAUACAGACACGUUCUAUAGCAGUGAGUUUGACUCCAGGUCCUAGAUCUACUUUGCCUCCCAGCACGACAGUGAGUCCUACAGAAGUUUCAACUGUUACUUCUACUUUGACCCCAGACACCACAGCGAGACCAUUUACCAGUUUGACCUCUCCUUUGACCCCCAGCACAGCUGUGAAUCCUACAUCAGGAGGUCAAACCUCCACAGAAAGCGUUCUGGUUUCGACUGUUACUUCUACUUUGACCCCUGACAUCACAGUGAGACCAACUAGUUUGACCUCUCCUUUGGCCCCCUGCACAGCAGUGAAUCCUACAUCAGAUUUGACUGUUAGUCCUACUUUGACAACUGAUACACCAAAGAGUCCAACUGAAAGAGGUCAAAGCUCCACAGACAGCAUUGUGAAUUCAUACAGUCAAAAAAGAGUUUGGGCGGUGCAACUAUGGCAGACAACAGUGUGUAUGGCUUCUGGAGUGGGCGUGUUCUGGAUGGGAUUGACAGUUGUCUAUCUCUGCAGGAGGACAAAGAAAACCAAUUCUCUGAGAUCUACAGCCAGACAGGAUGAUCACAGACAAUGUGAUUUGGUGAUGGGAGCUAUGAGCAGUGCAGGCAUGUUGGAUUCAAGGGAUGCUGGGAUCUAUUCUCUCAUCACCUCUGUACCGUCCACGUUUUGCACUCAGGUCCUGUGCAGCAAUCUGCAAAUGAAGAUGCUGAUUCAGAGAAUGCAGGGGUCUACAGCCUGAUCACUUCUGUACCAUCCACAUCUGUACCAUUAGGUCCUUUUGAAGAAAAUGGAAAGUCAUCUGAAAACGACAAAUCUGAUAUGUACCAUGUAUACAGCUCAAUCCCCGACAGACCAGCAACCUCAGCCCAGCCGGAUGGGUUUUACAGUCUUCUACAGACACACUGAAACUACACCACUGGCUCUCUGUUUGUCUCACAGAAAAGUGGUUUCUUUCAGGGUGUCCUUUAUUUAUCACACAUCAUGUUACUUUAAAUAAGUAGCUAAAACAUCUACUACAGUGCCGUUUCUGUUUAUAAGCGACAUACAGUAAGUAGCCGCUAGAGCCCCCUCCCCCCUCCAAAAACAACCGUAGGAUAGUAGAAUACACAACGUGCAGUUUCGAAAUGUGGUUCUACAUCAGAAGUUUUUCUCUUGUUAUGUCAGUCACUGACAGUCACUCAAUAAAUCCCAUGACAGCUAAGAUUUUGUAGAUUGCUAGGCCCAGUUAGUCUCGCCAGCUAUCUAAGCCUUGUGGUAAUGGCCGAAUUACUGCCCAGGGGCCCUGACCUCCAGGGGGCCCCCAAUAAUUUUGUUAGUCACUCUCACUCAGAUAUCAAAUUAACAUGGCAUAAGUCAUGGCAAAUGUUUAGAAUUGCAGUAAAUUAGCUUUAAAACCGAAUGUUAUUAUUUCAACGACAAUGGCAUACUGUGUUGAAUUGCAGGACAUUAAGUUCUCUCCGCCCCAUGGCAAAAUGAGUAGAAUUGCAGGACAUUAACUUUAAAGCUCCAAAUGUUUCUCUUCGCCGCCAUGAGCGGGGCCACUAAAAUGUUUUAUCGGUGAGGUGGGCAAAUCUCGCUUAGGGCCCUCAAAAUGCUUGGAACUGCCGUAAUUUACUGUAUCACACAUGGAAACCUGGAUUGUGUUACAUGCCUAUCCAUAAUAUCUGUUAAUAUGUUAGUAUUUUUAUUUGGGGAUUUUGGAGGUGUCCGGGGCAUACUCCCCUUUAAAUAUUUUAAAAUAUUUUUAAGUAAAUGCCCAAAUAAAUAUACAUGUAUUUAUAUAUAUUCUGUCAUCUGUGUGAUACCUCCUUCCAUAACGGUUUGAUAAAAUUUACUUAAUAAAAUAUAUUUGUGAUCAAAAUCGAUAGAUACAGACAAUUAAAAAUCAAUAAAUAUAUAACAUAUUCACACAAUGCAAAAAACAGGUAAAUAGGAAAUUAAGAUAAAUUCAUUGAAAUUAAGUCAUUAAGAUCCAAAGUGGUAUUGAUAAGACAUUUUUCUUGGUGAAAUUAAUCUUGUGUUUAAAUAUGAUUAUAAUAUAAGCCCCCCCCCCCGAAAAAAAACUGGGGAAAAAGUCUAAUGUUAAUUUAACAAUUUUUGCGCCAAAAUUUAUCAACCCAAAAGCCCAAUCUUAUAGCAAAAGUAUUGAUAUUGAUAUUUCCCACAUACUUUGUUACAAGCUACAAAAUAUAACAUUUUGGUUUUAAAAAUGUUUACAUUGUUGGUAAAACUGAAAAAUAUAGAUGACCUAAAUGCUAUUCAAAUCUCCAAAUUUCUCCAUGUUUACUUGUUAUCUUCCAAGUUCCCAGAUUAAUUUAAAUUUACUCAGCACAUCAGUCGCUCCUACAAUGUGCAGUGUUGUAGACACAUUCUAGCCUUUUAGUCCAAUGACUGCGGAGUGGUUAAGAUGUAAAUGGUGUGAGAACACAACUUCAUUACAUUACAUCGAUGCACACUUGAGCCCAGCGGUCAGGGUGGUCGAUUAUGCUAUGGGGGAUGGCUUUGUUUGUUGAAAAGGGGUGGCUCCCCCCUCCCCUCCCAUAUACACUGUACACACUGUGCAUAGAUCUUUCUAUUGUGUUAUUGACUGUACGUUUGUUUAUGUGUAACUGUGUUUUUGUUUUUGUUGCACUGCUUUGCUUUAUCUUGGCCAGGUCGCAGUUGUAAAUGAGAACUUGUUCUCAACUGGCCUACCUAGUUAAAUAAAGGUGAAAUAAAAUAAAAUAAAAAAGAAAUCCCUCUUCAAUGACACCUUUAAGUUAGUAAAUACAAAUCCUAUGUUUUUUGCUCCAUUUUAAAUGUUCUCUUCUAUAAAACCAAAAAGUAAGAAGAAUAAAUUGAAUACAACCAUUC